AAGCGGUGUAUGGACCGGCUGAGUUCCAUCACGCAUGACAGCCCCCCGCGCCACAUGUAGUGCACACCUUGCAUCUACAGUUUCUUUUGAUCAGAGAUUUAACCGCUGCACCCAGGAUGUUCAGAUCACGUGGGCCAGUAGAGCUUCAGCCAUAUCAACCCGGCGCCCACUCUAGUUGAUCAAAUAAACUUUACAACAUAUCACUAUGAUUGAAACUUCCUAGCAUAUCUUUAGAAGAUCAGCCACCAGAGAAUAGACUCAGUCUCGACUCCUACUAGAGCUGUACAUAAGUUUGCAAAAGAAAGAAGGCUGAAAAAAGGGAAGAGAUGGCGAUCCAGCGUGAUGAAUAUAAGGACGAGAGUCAAACGUUACUUCGACAAGAUGAAGUGUCAUACAUGACUUUCUCAGGACAGAGAUCUGAUACCAAUUCAAACGAUACAAUCUCGCAACUUGACAACGAGAUUCAAGCAUCCUCCUCGACAGUGAUGCCAAUCAUGGGGAUCGAGAACUUCGAUGUCUUUCAUCAAACUGACUUGAAUGCCCGUUCGACUCCUGGAGGGCCUAAUAAAUGCACACCGAAAGAUGAAAAGUUGCCAAACGUCGGUGUUGCUACAGAUUCCAGCAAUCUUCCAUCUAAGGACGAGCAUGAAAGAGUAAGCGCUCAGCUUUCUGCUGCAGAAAGGCGGCUCCUCUGGAAGAUUGAUAUUAGACUAGUUCCGCUUCUCAUCAUAUGCUAUUUUCUCCAGUACCUCGACAAAGGCUCGAUCGGGUUCGCGUCCAUCCUUGGGAUCAUACCCGACUUGAAUUUACACGAUCAACAAUACUCAUGGGCGAAUUCUAUAUUCUUCUUUGGCUAUUUAUUCUUCUCCUACCCGACGUCAGUCAUGAUCGUCAAGUUCCCUGUGGGAAAAUAUGUUUCGGUUACAGUCAUGUCUUGGGCUGUGAUUCUCAUGCUCCACGCUGCAUGUACGAAUGGGGCUGGUCUCAUGGCUGUACGAUUCUUCCUCGGCGUUGGCGAAGCAACUGUUGUUCCCGCCUUUGCAAUCUUGAUCGGUAUAUUCUACAAGAGAGAAGAGCAACCUUUCAGGCAGUGUGCAUUCUUCAUUGGUGAUGGCAUCGCUGGCAUUACUGGUGGACUUAUUGCCUAUGGGAUCGCCCACAUUGAUGGCAAAGUCGCGGUGUGGCGAUGCCUGUUUCUGAUAUACGGUGCUGCGACGAUAUUCUUUGGCGGCAUUCUGUAUUUCGCACUACCAUCGCAUCCAUCUACAGCAUAUUUCCUCACAGAAGAGGAACAGAAAUUGGCAGUACAAAGAGUGCAGGGAAAUGGAAGCAGGAAGACCAGAAAAUACAAGAAGAACCAAGUCAUCGAGGCUCUUAAAGAUCCACAAGCAUGGCUGCUUACUAUGAACACUUUCUGCGUCAAUGUUGCCACGGGUGGUCUUUCCAGUUUCGGAAACAUCAUCAUCAAAGGCUUUGGAUUUGAUCUAUUCUCAACGCUUCUAUUGCAAAUACCAUUUGGAGUGUCGCAGAUAAUCUUCGUUUCUAUCGGUGCCUACCCUGGCUCCUUUGUCAAGAACGCAAGACUGUUUGCAAUGAUGUUCUUCAUGGCAGUCAGUAUCACGGGAACGUUAAUGAUGUUCCUGAUUCCCGCUGAACAUCGAGCUGCCCGUGUCGCAGGAGCGUGCCUCACUUCAGCAUUCUCAGCAAAUCUGCCAAUGGCUACAUCCAUGGUGACAUCGAAUAUCACUGGAUUCACCAAGAAAGCAACGGUGAUGUCCAUGGUAUUCGUUGCCUAUUGUGUUGGCAGAAUUGUUGGGCCCCAUUUCUUCCUCGAUAGCGAGUCUCCUAGAUACCAGACGGGGAUGAGAACUAUUAUUUCCGUUUUCUCUAUUGCGGGGGCGAUUGCAAUCGUCUUGCGGAUCUAUCUCAUGAGGGAAAAUGCUCGGCGAGACAAGGCAAUGGAGAACUCGUCUGAUGCAAGGAUUCAUUUACGGGACGAUUUGGACGAAAGCAUGGAUAUCACGGACAGAGAAGAUAUGUUCUUUAGAUACCUAAUGUGAGUUGUUCAAAGAGGGUAUCAGAGCGGAGGGCCGAUGCAGAGUGGGAGCAAUAAAUAGGAGUUAAAAGA
Messenger RNA from Cadophora gregata, 2128 nucleotides. RefSeq lists its product as uncharacterized. The coding region runs from base 327 to 2060 and encodes 577 amino acids. The record is from RefSeq and is a predicted model, not a curated record. Gene Ontology annotation, molecular function: dipeptide transmembrane transporter activity; allantoate transmembrane transporter activity. Gene Ontology annotation, biological process: tripeptide transport; allantoate transport; dipeptide transport. Lineage: Eukaryota; Fungi; Ascomycota; Leotiomycetes; Helotiales; Ploettnerulaceae. Gene Ontology annotation, cellular component: plasma membrane. The transcript has 9 exons.